Lathyrus sativus (Indian pea) is the source of this 810-nucleotide messenger RNA. The record is from the annotation of a GenBank genome assembly. NCBI's taxonomy places the organism in Eukaryota, Viridiplantae, Streptophyta, Magnoliopsida, Fabales, Fabaceae.
AUGAAUGGGUGGAUCAAGUCAUUACAAUGCAAAUCAAGAGCAUUUGAAGAUGUUUACCAUCCAUACCCGAAAAUCCUCUUACAAAGUGCUAGUUGUAGAAAAAGCCAUCAAAAUAUCAAAGAUAUCGUUGAUAUUCCAAAGCCAAAGCCCAAAAAACCCAAGUCCGUAACCACCGUCAAACCAGAAGCCCCCGCCAUGAGCCGUUCCCGGAGCACCGUGGUAACUAGUUCAUCUUCCCGUGCAAUCACCGAACUUCCCGAGGGACAUUCUUCACGGAACGUGGUUGAGAUUAUUUUCCAGACGAGUUGGGGUAACAAGGAGUUUCCGGGUCGGGUUGAAAUGAUAUUCAAGGUGGAAAACGGAGCACGGACAAUGUCGCGGUUUGAGGAGUUUCGUGAGGCGGUGAAAGCACGCGAUGGUUCUGCUGUGGGGUUAUCUGAGGGUAAGAAUUGGGAGGAGAAUGCGAGGUGUGUUGCUGAUGGAAAUGAAAUGAUGCAGUUUCAUUGUUUGGGCCCUGCUGAAGAUGGUGGAUCUCACGGUGGUUGGUCUUUCCCGGAGCGGAAGGGAUCGGCGAUUCGGACUUUUUCCGGGAGUGGUCAUGCUCAUGAGAAUGGCGGUGGAGGGGAGGGUAGAUGGGCAAUGCUGGUAUGUCGGGUUAUAGCGGGUCGGGUUUUGAAGCAACUCGGGUAUUUGGACUCGUUGUUGGAUAGGCGAGUGGGGUUUGACUCAGUGAGUGGGGAUAAUGGCGAGUUGUUGGUGUUUGACGCACGUGCCGUAUUGCCGUGUUUUCUUAUUAUUUACCGGUUGUAG